This is a messenger RNA of Pygocentrus nattereri (red-bellied piranha), 3110 nucleotides long. It is a transcript of the gene tcf7, whose product is annotated as transcription factor 7. Bases 274 to 1761 code for a protein of 495 amino acids. Lineage: Eukaryota; Metazoa; Chordata; Actinopteri; Characiformes; Serrasalmidae. Gene Ontology annotation, molecular function: RNA polymerase II cis-regulatory region sequence-specific DNA binding; DNA-binding transcription factor activity, RNA polymerase II-specific. The transcript is spliced from 12 exons. Gene Ontology annotation, biological process: canonical Wnt signaling pathway; regulation of transcription by RNA polymerase II. The record is from RefSeq and is a predicted model, not a curated record. Gene Ontology annotation, cellular component: beta-catenin-TCF complex.
CGAGUCACUGAAGCUGUCAAUCAGCGGUCGGCACUCUUUGAUCUUCGCACUACUGGCCUGCUCUGGGGCUCAAAAGCACUAUUUGUUGCUGCCGGGCUCCAUUACUUUCAAGUUGCGGAGGUCCUCCAUAGCACAACAACUUUUUAACCCCCUCGUCCAUUUGAACCGCGUGAGCUCUAAAAGAACAAGAACAAGAAAGUUUUCUUGUUUUUUUUUUUUUUUUGUUGGUCACAGGAAACAGGCAGCGUUUUUAAUUUCUUGUUCAACAGCAAAAUGCCGCAGCUCAACAGUGGAGGGGGGGAUGAUCUCGGUGCCAACGAUGAAAUGAUUUCUUUCAAAGACGAAGGUGAGCAAGACGAGAAAAUACAAGAAAACGCUUUUACGGAGGGGGACCUGGCUGACCUCAAGUCGUCUCUGGUGAAUGAAUCGGAGAUAAAUCAAAACUCAAACGCAGCGGUGGUUAGAAGGGGACAGCAAGACGAACAGAGGGUUUACGCAGAGAAACACAGAGAACAUCUUGACGAGGGCCCAAAACAUCAAGAUGGGGGGAUGUACAAAGCACCAUCCUACUCUGGAUACCCCUUUCUGAUGCUGCCGGACCCAUAUCUUCCUAACGGCCCAGUGUCACCAUCUGCUAACAAAGUGUCAGUGGUACAGCAGCCUCAUGGGAUGCACCCGCUCACGUCGCUUCUGCCCUACAGCAACGAACAUUUCAACCCCAGCCCUCCGCACCUGCCAACAGACAUGAGCCAGAAGCCAGGCGUUCACAGGCAUCAGUCCCAGGACCUCGCCAGCUUCUACCCCCUGCCCCCAGGUGGAGUUGGCCAAAUCCCCCCGUCCAUGAGCUGGCAAAGUCAGCCUGUGUAUCCACUCUCUUCGUGUGGCUUCAGGCAGCCCUACUCCUCGAGUCUUCCCAGCAGCUCCUCCUACUCCAGGUUCUCUCACUCGCUGAUGUUGGGGCCAUCUGGUAUGCACCCUACAGGAAUCCCACACCCAGCUAUAGUGCCCCCAUCGGGCAAACAAGAGCAUGACCAGUUUGACAGGAACAUGUAUGCUAAGCCUCAUUCUGAGCCAAAGAGAGAAAGAGAGCCCAAGAAGCCAGUCAUCAAGAAGCCUCUGAAUGCCUUCAUGCUGUAUAUGAAGGAGAUGAGGGCAAAAGUCAUUGCAGAAUGCACUUUGAAGGAGAGCGCAGCAAUCAAUCAGAUCCUGGGACGCAGGUGGCAUGCUCUGACUCGUGAGGAGCAGGCUAAGUAUUACGAGCUUGCCAGGAAAGAGCGGCAGCUCCAUAUGCAACUCUACCCCAGCUGGUCUGCCCGAGACAACUAUGGCAAAAGAAAAAGGAGAAAAAGAGACAAGCAACAAGAUUCUACCACAGACCCUGGCUCCCCUAAGAAAUGCCGAGCUCGCUUCGGCCUCAGCCAACAAACGGACUGGUGUGGCCCAUGCAGGAGGAAAAAGAAGUGCAUUCGCUACCUUCAAGGAGGACAGUGCACCAGCCCCCAUUCUUCCGAUGGAAGUGCUAUAGACUCGCCCUCCUCUCCUGUCCAUCACCUGCCACAGCCCACCUCUCCUUCACACUGCCCCUCACUUUCCCCUACGUCACCAAUCAGCAAUCUCCAUACAGCACAGAACAGAAAACACUCCAACACUCUGCCCUCGCCGCUCAGAACCAGUAAACUCUCUCUUGCCUUCAGCAGAGUUAAAACAGAGACAACUGUCCAUAACCUCCAGCCAGGCUGCCCCGUGCCCCAGGCCCACUAACAUCAACACCCAUCUGCCUCCAUUCUAAUCCAUCUGCUCGCCAUCCGCCAAGACCUUCACUAGAGACAGUAUGGAACACAGACCAGAGAUCAGGAGCCUUUAUCAGCACCAAGCACAAGAGGAAAAUGUUAACUGGACAGUCUUAUAUCCUGUCUGUGUUUUAUGCUUUGGUUUGCCCUCUUCUUACAAGUGGAGAAAGAGCAGCUAUUUCUUUCUAAUCCGUGAAGGCAUUUUCUUUUAUAAUAGACCCCACAGGUGCUUCCCCACAUGGCGAGUAAAAGUCAGAACAUUUUUUUAAACGAUCAAGAUUGAGUUUUCUGUACACAUUACUACACAUUACGGUUAAUGGCAAUACAUUAUUGAAUGAAAACCCUACAACAGGGUUGGUCAAUCUUAUCCUACGCGCAAAGGGUCAGUGUGGCUGCAGGUUUUCACUCCAAACAAGCGGACAUACAACUGAUUCUCCUUGUUUAAUCAAUUGGUCUUAGUCUUCAAACAUGUUUAUCAGGUGACCUCCUGCCUUGUUGUAGUGAAAACCUGGUCACACUGGCCCUCUAAGAUUGGAAUAAGAUUGAACACUGCCCUACAACAUCUGGCAUCAACCCGUGUCCAGAAAACGUGCCCAAAGUCCUUCCGUUUCCCUGGUUUGGCCUGUUAAACAUUCUUGAAAAACCAAAUGCAUUCUAUUUCAAGUGUUGUAAAUCUGUUUUUAUAGAUAUUGAAUUCUCUAUAUAUAAUUAAACUUUUAUAUGUUUUUAUGUAAAAAAAAUUGGUUUUCAUAGUCUGUUUUUCUUACAUUAAAAAAGCCACUUUUGAAAAUAAUUUUGUUCUAUAGAGUUGUAGUGUGUAGUAUGUCUUGUCUGUCAUCUCAUCCGUCAUUGAUCCAAACACCACUGUGUAAAAUGAAGUAUGUGCAUGUCUUUCCAGCACCAGAAAUGUCAACAAAAAAAAAAAGAUAAUGCUUCAUUUUGCUUUUCACGUCUGUGCUGUCAAAUUGCUCUAUAUGCAAGUCAAUCAGUAUUCAUUCAGUGAGUCUAUUCUGACAUGGAAUAAAAGUGCAAGUUUCAAUGUUCAAAUGGAGCAUUCAUUUACGUCAGUACAAUGUCUGAAAAUGGUUCUUCUGCUGCACUCAAACUACUGUGCUUGUUCACCUCAUAUACAGCAGAGGGAGCUGUUCUACAUGACUGCUCCUUUUAUCUACUCUUAUGUAUUUAAAAAAGAAAUCAGUAUUCAUGACUGACAGUACUGGCAAAGUAAAGACUUUUUUUUUCCUCUCUAUUUUAAUACAAGUGGAUUUGUUAUUUUUCUUUGGUGGAACAUCAUUUUGAUUAAACUAUUUUGGAAAUCUA